This is a messenger RNA of Fraxinus pennsylvanica, 471 nucleotides long. The record is from the annotation of a GenBank genome assembly. NCBI's taxonomy places the organism in Eukaryota, Viridiplantae, Streptophyta, Magnoliopsida, Lamiales, Oleaceae.
AUGCAAGAUCUUGAGGACGUAGUUGGGAAAAUUCGUAUGAGAUUGGCAAGUUGGCAAAGUAGGGUAUUAUCUAAGGGGGCCAGACUUCUGCUUUUGAGGCAUGUCCUUUCUAGUAUGCCUCCACAUCUGUUCUCUUGUAUCAAAGCACCAGCUUCGGUUUUAAAAGUUAUCAACAGAAUCUUUAGUGAUUUCUUCUGGGGCUAUGCGGAUGGAAAGCCUAAGAGGAAAUGGAUAGCAUGGGACAAAGUUUGUAUGCCUGUUAAAGAAGGAAGAGCUAGGCUUCAUAGUCUACAUGAAGUGCAAUUAUCCUGGAAAAUUUUGACUGAAACAUCCCUUUGGUCAAAAAUUUUUAGGGCAAAAUAUAUCAAGGACAAACACAUAUCUCAAGUGGAUGCUACUAAGGGGUCAAGAUUCUGGAAGAUAGUUAUGAGUUGCAUGCCGAUGUUCUUAAAUGGUCUAGAUGGCGAGUGA